Aspergillus viridinutans is the source of this 1413-nucleotide messenger RNA. RefSeq lists its product as uncharacterized. The coding region runs from base 1 to 1413 and encodes 470 amino acids. The transcript has a single exon. Lineage: Eukaryota; Fungi; Ascomycota; Eurotiomycetes; Eurotiales; Aspergillaceae. The record is from RefSeq and is a predicted model, not a curated record.
AUGCACUCUGGCUCAUUCAAUUUCAGUCUAAGAUUGCAUUGGGAAGAUGGUGGCGAGGACUGGCUGAUUCGGUUUCCGUUGCCAGGAAAAUCGAUGUUCCCAGACGAGAAAGUCCACAGAGAGGCCGUACUCAUGGAAUUCAUCGGUAGCAGGACCCAGAUUCCCGUCCCCCGUGUCAUUGCUUAUGGAGCAGCGCACGAGAAUCCUACUGGUCUUGGGCCCUUCAUCAUCAUGACCUGGAUUGAAGGUAGGAAAAUGUCAGAGAUUCUUCGAAAAGACAGGCCAGGGAAGGAAGAUAUUUUGAACCCCGACAUUGACCCCCGAACGUUGGGGCUACUUUAUAGCCAGAUGGCAGAGAUACUACUGGAGCUCUGGAACCUCAACUUCGAUAGCAUCGGUUGUCUAGGUCAAGACAAACAAAGUGGGCAGUAUAUGGUUGAUGGCCCGCCUUUGACAUUGGAAGUCAACGAGCUCAUGCGGACCUGCGGGUUGGGAAACCGCACUCCGUCAGGCGUAUAUCACAGCUCUACCGAUUAUAUUGCAUCGUUGUUGCAACUGCAGUCAACUCACCUGAGGGAACAACGGAAUAGCGUGUAUGAUUUCGAAGAUUGCCGGGAGAAGUAUGCUUGUCGCCAUCUGAUGAAAGCUAUAGCCUUGGAUUUCAUUUCCCAGGAAGAUAAUCACGGACCUUUUAAGUUGUUCUGCGACGACUUCGGACCUGGCAAUGUACUUGUGGAUGACUCUCUCCACGUCACGGGAGUUAUUGACUGGGAGUUUUGCUAUACAGCUCCCAUUCAAUUCGCCGGUGGUAUUCCAUCGUGGCUCCUUCUUCAACGGCCUCAUCGAAUUAUUAAUGAACUUGGUGCUGCCGGCUUUCUCGAUAUGUUUCUCCCCAGAGCAGAGGUUUUUCUGAACUGUUUGGAACAGAAGGAGGGAAUCACUGGGGCUAACCCUGAGGACAGACUUUCAGCACGUAUGCGAAAAUCAAUCGAAGACAGGAGCGCCUGGUUUAUUCUUGCCGCACGGAUGGUAUCAUCCGUUGACAUGAUCUAUUGGGAGUUACUCGAUGAAUUCUGCUGGGGAACGCGAUCAUCCAUUGCAGAGAGGAUCCACACCGUCACCACAAUUCCCGAAAAGCAUAAAGAGCGCGAGAGGUUCGUGCGUCUCAAAGUUCGCCAGCUUCAGGAAUACUAUACCGAGCUGGGUGAAGAAACAACAGUCGAAUAUGAGGAAGAGAGGUUUACAAAACCAGAGGAAACUUUCGACCAUGGGACAGACUGUGCUAAAUUGUCUUCUUCACGCUCUGUUACAGCCCUGGGUACAGGAAGCCAUGUCUCUCUACCGCUUUGUAUUGGUUUCUUUUCACUGGGCUGCGCGGUUGGCCUUUUAGCAAAGAGAUUUAUCGUCAGGUGA